Messenger RNA from Sclerotinia trifoliorum, 1406 nucleotides. The record is from the annotation of a GenBank genome assembly. Lineage: Eukaryota; Fungi; Ascomycota; Leotiomycetes; Helotiales; Sclerotiniaceae.
GGUACUUUCCCGUGUGAGAAUAAUGGAUUGUUUUGAUUUAAAAGCUGUAGAUUUUUCAUUUAUCAUCUUCUAAUAAACAACAACAUACUUGCUUCACAACAAACUUACUCGAAAGUGGACUUAAUUGACAUUACAUUCGCUUUGGCUACAUACUUGCUUCACAAUAUUCUUCGUUGGCAUCAUUCUUGAUUGAUAUCACGCCCAUUGAUACUAUAUUUCUACUUUCCUUUAUUAAUAGGACACCUUAAGACUACACUCACCACCAUGUCGCGGUCUACCGGCCAUCCCAAUCCCACCAUUGGACCUAUGGUUCGAUUGCGAGGACUGCCUUAUUAUGCUUUGCCGUUAGGUGGCAUAGGUAUUCGUCCAGACGGAACAGAAGAGAACUUGAAUGCUGAUGCAGAAAUACAUCCUACUCAAGGUGUGAGGGUGUUCAUCACAGAUGUUCUGAGGGAAUCAAGUCUAUUCAUUGAUGGCAUGGGGUCGGAAUCUGGAACAUGGCGCAAGGGCAAAGUUGGAAAUAUUCUCUCGGGUCGCAAGCAGGUUGAGUUUUAUAAACGCGUCGUUUCUGCAAAGGAUAUCAACAGACUGAGAGUAUACAGUCAGCAUCGUUUAGUAAAAGAUAAGGAGGUCUGGUAUGCUAGAAGAAGUCUUCACCUUAAUCAGAAUGAACCAGGUACAGCUAAUUGGACCGAAUUUACUCGAGACAUCAAAGAGAAUCACGCCCGUACAGAGGAUGCAGUUUCGGACGAUGUGACCGCUAAACAAUGCAUGCGCUGGGAUACGAACAACCUCAGUGUUGACAUUGGUGGUGAACAAUGGAACAAUAUCACAAUGGCUGUCGUGGAAAUGAGGCAUAAAAUGCCCGUGAGGAUGGCUAGGCGGACGUUCCCUGUGGUAUUGAUUACUGCGUCGCCGAACAGGUCUGAGGGAAAUGAAUUCCUAGUUAUCUCAAUACCUAUAGUGGAUUUCCAGACAACCACGUGGGCCCAAUUUGCAAAAGAAAAAAAUCAAGUUGUUGCGGCCUAUGCAUCCGUCGAACGGUUUCGUACUCUCCCUGAUGAUAAUGGAAGAAUAGAAUGGAUAAUGGCUACUACUGUAAGAUUUCUAAGCAAAGACUCUGUUGUGCUCUACAAUUUGCUGACUUAUGUGUAGUCAGACCCUAAAGGUAGCGUCUCUCGCCUCAUGCCAUAUAUAGAAGGCACCACUAUGCCAGGUGUGAUAAAAAAGGAUGUUGAAAUGUAUAUGCGUUGGGUCGAACGACAAAGGAGAGAUGGCGGACAGCCCGAGCAAGCCGUAAUUCCCCCACAAAAUUAACCUUUUAACGACGAUGGCGGAUUUCGACAGAACUAUUUGCCAGCUUCAUGUAGGAGUUUGAUUGGUUUUGAGAGAUCAAAAGGCCCAGA